Messenger RNA from Globicephala melas (long-finned pilot whale), 2028 nucleotides. RefSeq names its product transmembrane protein 82 (gene TMEM82). The record is from RefSeq and is a predicted model, not a curated record. Lineage: Eukaryota; Metazoa; Chordata; Mammalia; Artiodactyla; Delphinidae.
ACGGGGAGGAUCGUCAAGGCGGGCUGCCCUACGGCGCAGGAGGGGAGGGCCCAGAGCUGGAUCCCAGCCCCGGGCUGUGGCGGGAGCGACGCCCCCUCCCAGACCUUGGGCUGAGAGAGCAGAGCCUGACCUCAGGCUGUGGGGAGAUCGAAGCCCCCCUUCCAGACCUUGGGCUGAGGGCGGGACCCAGGCUGGGGGAGGGCAGAAGAGGCGAGGCCUGGGGCUUCAGGAAGGGAUGGGUGGCAAGGCCCAGGGGUGGGUUGGUCUCUGUCCUGAGAAAAGCAGGACAGAGACCAGCCCACCCAGAGAUGCCCCCCACCCCAUGCUGCCCAAAUGGGGAGACCCUGGGCAGCGGUCUUAACCCAGCAGCCCAAAGGUUUAAGGCCCUGGUUCUCCUCCCCUCCCCUUCCCUCCCUUCCCCUCGCCUGGGCUUUUGACCCCUCCCAGCCCCUCCCCUCGCCUCCACCACCUUUGCCCGGUGGUGGUGACGUUGCGGUGUCUCUGGCGCAGACCAGGCCGGAGGCUGGGGCUGGAUCCUGGCGGCCAUGUUCUCCCUGCUGUCCCUCCCCUCCUGGCUCCCCAGCCUCCCCUCCCUUGAGUGGGGCUCCGGCCUCCUCGACGCCCUCCUGCAAGGUGAGCCCCUCCCCCAUCCCCCUCAGCCCCACCCCCUCCGGGGCACCAGCCCGGCGCAAGACGAACCCCACCCACGUGCGUCUCCCACCGCCCCCUCCUCUAACCCUACCAAGCUGCCUACCCUCCCUACUAACCCCGUCAGGCCUCGUCGGGGCCUGCGGAGUCUCCGUCCUGAACAACCUCCUGAAGGUCUACUUCUUCGUAGGCUGUACCAAUGACCCGGAGCGGCGGCUUGAAAAGGAACGGCUGCGGGCCCAGUGGGCCUCGCUGGAGACCGUGCACCUGGCAGGGCUGGCCCUGAUCCUGACCGUCGUGCAGGUCCGGGUGGCCGCCCUUGUGGUGCUCGAGUUCUCCCUCCGGGCUGUCUCCAUGCUGCUUUCCCUGGACAAGGGCGCCCGGGGCACCGAGAGGCUGCAGCUGUACCUACUGUGCCAGUACUCGCUGGGCUGCGGGCUGACCUGCAGCCUGAGCUUCCUGCAGGAGGGCGCCCCGCACCGCACGCUGAACCUGCUGCUGGGCCUGGGGCUGGCCGCGCUGCUCCGCUCGGGCACCCGGCGCCUCCGCCGCCACGUCUGCCAGCUCUACGAGCUGCACAGUAGCCAGCGCUACUGUGGGAUCUGCCUGGGCCUGCUGGCUGGCGCUUGCAGCCUCCCCCGGCUGCUGGGCCGCGCCCUGGCCGUGACCUUUGCAGUGGGCAACCUGGCAGCCGUGACCCUCCUCAACCGGGACUUCCUGACCACUUCGGAGGCUGUGCGUUUCUGGAUGCCGCUCACCAUCUGCUACGCCCUGCUGGUCAUCUACAUGCAGGAGGAGCGGCAGCAGCAUCCCGGCCUGCAGAGCCAGGUCCAGACGGUGCUGGUACGCAUGUGCGGCCUCUUUCUGCUGCUGCUGACCGUGGGCCGCUGGCUGGACCUCGUGGGCAUCUUCACCUCCCUGCUGGGCGAGUUCUGGUGCCUGCUGGACACCCGCACCCUGUUUGAUCUUUGCCAGAUACAGGAUUUUCCAUCCCAGAGGCCUUCCGUGUCAGCUCCAAGCCAGCCCCGGCCCUCGGCACCUGCCCGGCCGCAGGGGACGGCCCCCUCUUGACUUACCUCAGCAAGGACCCGGAGUCUCUCAGAGCCCCCCGGGCUCACCUGGAAGCCUUGACCCCAGGAUACUGCCUGGCGGCAGGACGGCAGGGCUGCCCCCCACCUGGAGCACUGGGGGCCCCCGGGAGGGAGGAGAGGAUUUGGGGCUGGGCCCCUCAGAGGGUGGGGAUGCAUGGAGGCUGCUGGGUUAACCCUCUUUUUCUCAGGGUGGGCAAUGGGUACAGCCCCUCAGCCCUGCCUUCCCGGAGCGUUGGGGGGUGGGGAGAGAUUGUAUCCUCAGAAUGGCUUCCUCCUUUACCAACCUCCC